Neurospora tetrasperma FGSC 2508 is the source of this 5137-nucleotide messenger RNA. RefSeq lists its product as uncharacterized. The coding region runs from base 1 to 5115 and encodes 1704 amino acids. The record is from RefSeq and is a predicted model, not a curated record. Gene Ontology annotation, cellular component: fungal-type vacuole; fungal-type vacuole membrane. Gene Ontology annotation, molecular function: ATP hydrolysis activity; ATP binding; ABC-type peptide transporter activity. Lineage: Eukaryota; Fungi; Ascomycota; Sordariomycetes; Sordariales; Sordariaceae. The transcript has 2 exons. Gene Ontology annotation, biological process: transmembrane transport.
AUGGGUUUCGCUCAGUGCGGGUGGCCGAUAUGGCGGACCGACGAUUUCACGCCAUGUUUCCAGGAAGAUUACCUCAAGAUCCUCCUACCAUUGAUCGUCGCAGGGCUGUCCCUACUACGACUUCUCACCUCAAAUCUCCUCCGAGCUGCCAAGCUAAAACCGAACCAUGGGUACGAUCGCGUCGCCGAUAACGAGCAGGACCGCACCUACUUACCCAGAGACGAAGAACCGGUCGACGAGAGUGACGAAGAUGAAGCGCUGACUAUGAAUGGCGGCCGCCUUGCACUGGCCAAGGUCACUACCAAGGGCUCCAUCGUGCAGGCUGAUACUCCUGCUGGUCAAACUGUCCUUCCCGUUAUCGAAAUCCUCGCCAUUGCCGGUCUGGUCGGUGUCAAUGUUGUCGCAUUGGUUCUCGAAGCCUACAGCGGCCCUCACGGCAAGAUUGCCGCCAUUGCUGGUCUCAGUGCUUGGACCUAUGUCCUGAUUCUCGCCGCGCUGCGUCUCAUUCUCAGAAACACCCAAUGGCGCGCAUCGCACCUCUGGAACCACACCGCUGCCAUCUACUGUGCCCAGUGGCUGUUUUCGCUCAUUGGCUUCCGCUCCGUCAUUGUCCAUCCUGCGACGCAACUCAGGCAGACUUUGACCAUCGUCGAUUUCGCUCUGACCUCGCUCCUCUUCUUCAUGUCCAUCAGCACACGCAAGGGAAACAAGACGGUCAUUCUCGAGUGGGAGGACGGUAUCCAGCCCAGUCGCGAGAACUUGGCCUCUCUCUUCUCCCACUUCACUUUCGGCUGGGUUGACUCCAUCAUGUGGGAAGGCUGGAAGGAGCCGUUGACUGCCGACCGGGUCUGGAAUUUGCUUCCUACUGACAAAGCCGCUACCGUUUUGGCCAACUACCGCCAAGUGCAGAAGACCACUUCGCUGGCUUACCACCUCUUGAGCUACUUCAAGGGUAUGGUUGCUGCGCAGGCUGCCUGGGCUGUUAUGUCGGGCGCCUUCACCUUUGCGCCCACCCUGCUACUCAAGGCUAUCCUCGAAUAUGUUGAAGACCCGACCCAGGCUCCCCGCAACGUUUUGUGGCUCUACGUGAUCCUUCUCCCCAUCACUGAUAUUGUCCGCUCUGUUGGCGAUGCCCAGGCGCUUUGGAUUGGUCGCAAGAUUUGCAUCAACAUUCGUGCUAUCCUUGUCGGUGAGAUUUACGCAAAGGCGCUUAGGAGAAAGGCUGCCGCCGGUAACGACAAGGUUCUCGGCGAAGACAAGAAGGAUGAAGCUCCCGCCAAGAAGGGUUUCUGCGCAAAGCUCAAGCGCGCUUUGGGUCUUGCGAAGGAUGACAAGAAGGCCAAUGAUCAGUCUGCGGCUGAGGCUGCCGUUACAAAGGCCGAGGAUAAGGCCGUCGAGGCUGAUGAGCAGGCCAAUCUGGGAACCAUCACUACCUUGAUGUCCGUCGACAGCUUCAAGGUCUCUGAGGUCACUAGCUACCUUCAUUUCCUCAUUGCCUCGGCUCCUACACAGCUGAUUGUAGCCAUUAUCCUGCUUUAUAGCGUCAUGGGCUACAGUGCCAUCCCUGGUUUCAUCAUCAUGGCUCUGCUCCUUCCUGUCAACAUUGGCUUCGCCAAGAGUUUCCAGUAUACCCAGAAGAAGAUCAUGUCGGCUACUGACAAGCGCAUCCACACCACGAACGAAGUCCUCCAAAACAUCCGGAUCAUCAAGUACUUUGCUUGGGAGCACAGGUUUGAGACCAUUGUUGAUGAGAAGAGACGGGCAGAGCUCAAGGCCUUGCGGACUCGGUACAUGGUCUGGGCUUGUGCAGUAGCUGUCUGGAACACGGUUCCUAUCCUCAUCACUUUCUUCACCUUCUUCGUCUACACCGUCAUCGAGAAGAAGCCGUUGUAUCCCUCCAUCGCCUUCACCGCCAUUUCUCUGUUUAUGCUGCUCCGCUAUCCGCUUGACCAGCUCGGAGACAUGAUUGCCCACGUUCAGGAGUCCAAGGUGUCUGUAGAUCGUAUUGAGGAGUUCUUAUCUGAGGAGGAGACCGAAAAGUACAAGCAACUGGGUCAGGACAGCGUUGACGAGAACGGCAACAAGAUUAUUGGUUUCAGGGACGCCAGCUUCAUUUGGGGCGGCAGGAACACUGUUGCUAAGGAUGGAAGCUUGGCUUUCCGCCUCCUUGACCUCAAUAUCGAAUUCCAGCAGGGCAAGCUCAACGUCAUCACUGGCCCCACGGGAUGCGGAAAGUCCUCUAUGCUUAUGGCUUUGCUUGGUGAGAUGACCAUUCUCAAGGGUCGUGUCUUCCUUCCCGGAGGUCGCAGCCGUGAGGAUGUCCGCCCCGACCCCGAAACUGGCCUUGCCGACACGUGCGCCUAUGUUGCCCAGCAAGCCUGGCUUGUCAAUGGUUCUAUCAAGGACAACAUUCUUUUCAGUGCACCGCUUGAUGAGCAGAGAUACAAGGAUGUCAUUGUUGCUUGCGCUCUGGAGCGUGAUCUGGAGAUUCUUGAUAACGGCGAUGAGACCUUGGUCGGUGAGAAGGGCAUUACCCUCUCCGGUGGCCAGAAGCAGCGCAUUUCGCUGGCUCGUGCCGUCUACUCCAACUCUAAGCACCUUCUUAUGGAUGACUGCCUUAGCGCCGUUGAUUCUCACACCGCUCAGUGGAUAUUCAGCAACUGCAUCAUGGGUCCUUUGAUGAAGCAUCGCACAUGCAUCCUCGUAUCUCACAACAUCCCUCUCUGCGUUCCUUUCUCCGACUUCGUUGUCCAGAUGGCCAAUGGUCGUGUUACUGCACAGGGCUCCCCUCAGGAGCUCAUCGCGGCUGGCAAGUUCGGCGAGGACCUCGCCCAAAAGUCCUAUCCUGGCUCCGCGCAUGUCUCUCGCGUCCCUUCCCGGGUUCCGUCUAGUGUCGGAGAGGAAGGUGACCACACCAUCAUCAACGAGGCCGACGGCAGUGAAUCUCAGACUAAGGCUCAGACGAUCAAGAAGGAGCACAAGAAACAGGAUGCUAUGGAAGAAAGCAAGGCUACUGGUGCUGUUAAGUGGCCUGUCAUGAAGCUCUACCUUACCGCUAUGGGUAAAUGGUGGUUCUGGGUUUUAUCCGCGGUUGUCUUUGGCGCUCAGCAGUUCUCUGGUGUCGCCACCAGUCUGUGGAUCAAGGAAUGGGCUAACCAAUACGCUACGGACGAGGUUGUUGCCCCCACCUUCAACAUGAACUCACAGAGCUAUUCCAGCCAGACCGUCUCACCUACCUACUUUGCUUCGAUCGCCACCUACAUCAAGGGCAACGACAGCAACACUUUCUCGACCACCUCGAAUAGUGAUGUCAACGUCGGUUACUACUUGACCGUGCUGGCCAUCAUCGGUAUCGGUGGCGCCGUUGCUGCUUUCGCCAGGGACAUGUGGAUUUUCUUCGGUUCCUUGACUGCCUCGUGGAAGCUCCACCAGCGUCUGAUGCGUGCCGUCGCUGGUGCCCGUUUCAAGUUCUUCGAUGUCACCCCUCUCGGACAGAUCAUGAACCGUUUCAGUAAGGACUUGGAGGCCAUUGACCAGGAGGUUGCGCCUAUUGCUAUCGGAGUCAUGAGUUGUGUCCUCGGAAUUGGCGUCACUGUUACUCUGAUUGCCUGGAUUACUCCCGGUUUCUUGAUUGCCGGUUUCUUCAUCACUAUCCUGUACGUUUUCCUUGGCGCCUUCUAUCUCCAUGCCUCGCGCGACCUGAAGCGCCUGGAGUCCGUGCAACGCAGCCCUCUUUUCCAGCAGUUCGGAGAGACUUUGAGCGGUGUCGUCACCAUCAGAGCGUAUGGUGCUGAGAGACGUUUCAUUCGGGAAAACUUUGCCAAGAUCAACGCUCAGAUCCGCCCGUUCAUCUACCUUUGGGCUGCCAACAGAUGGCUCGCUUUCAGGACUGAUGUUCUUGGUGAUCUCGUUGCUUUCUCUGCUGGAGUCUUCGUCAUUCUCAGCCUCGGCAAGAUCGAUCCUGGUUCUGCGGGUAUUUCUCUCAGCUAUGCUAUCGGUUUUGCGGAUAACAUCCUCUGGCUGGUUCGUCUUUAUGCGAUGAACGAGCAGAACAUGAACUCCGUUGAGCGCAUCAAGGAGUACCUUGACGUCGAGCAAGAGGCCGUGGCUGUCGUUGAGGACAACCGUCCGCCUGCGAACUGGCCUGCCCACGGCUCUGUUGAGUUCAUCAACUACACUACACGUUAUAGGGCUGAGUUGGAGCCCGUGCUUCGCAACCUUACCUUCAAGAUUGAAGCCCACGAGAAGAUUGGUAUUGUGGGCCGUACUGGUGCUGGAAAGAGUUCCCUGACUUUGGCCAUUUUCCGUGCUCUGGAGGCGGAUGAGGGCAAGAUCCUGAUCGACGGUAUUGAUAUUGGUUUGAUUGGUCUCCGUGAUCUUCGUGAGGCUCUCACCAUCGUUCCUCAGGAGCCUACCCUCUUCAUGGGUACCAUCCGGACCAACCUCGACCCCUUCAACAUGUACACUGAUGAGGAGAUCUUUGCCGCUCUUCGCCGCGUGCACCUGAUCAAGGCUGAUGAGGUCAUCCCUGGUGCCGUCAGCACCGCCCUUCUUCCUCAGACCCCCGUUGCCCCUGAGAGCGAGUCGGAGCCUUCUCGCCCCGCCACUGCUACCAACAAGAACAUCUUCCUCGACCUUUCCUCUCCCGUCACCGAGUCCGGCAACAACCUCUCGCAGGGUCAGCGGCAGCUUCUUUGCUUGGCACGCGCCAUGCUCAAGAAGCCCACCGUUCUCGUCAUGGACGAGGCCACCGCCUCGAUCGACUACGCCACCGAUGCCGCCAUUCAGGAGACCAUCCGCGAGUUGACCAGCACCAUCAUCACUAUUGCCCACCGUCUGCAGACCAUUGCCGACUACGACAAGGUCCUUGUGCUGGACAAGGGCAAGAUUGUCGAAUACGCACAUCCUUGGGAGCUGAUGCAGAAGACCGAUGGCAGCUUCAGGAGUAUGUGCGAGAUGAGCGGUGACUACGACACGCUGGUCAAGAUCGCCAAGAAGGCGUACAAGACCAAGCAGUUGGUUGAUGUUGAUGAAGAGGAUGAACAGCCGAGCACGGCUACCACUGCUGAGGGAAGCGGGACUGGAGAUGAGGGAAAGAAGGAUGGGGAAAACUAAAUUUCUCUUGGAGAUGCUGAAA